AUGGGUGACUCCUACGCCGCUGCCUUCCCCAGCGCCCCGGGGCUGCUGUCUCCGUCCGCCAGCCCCCAGGCCUCCCCCGGCCCCUACGGUCCCGACUACGGACCCUUCGGCCACCCAUUCCCAGCCCCCUCCGGCGCCCAGGAGGUGCUGGGGGCCCCCGUGGUGGUGGCGGCCAAGGGCCACCCCCCGGGUGAGUGCCUGCCAGGCGUGUACCCCUCGCUGGAGAUGCCGCACCCCUACGGCUCCUGGUACAAGGGUGGCAUCGGAGGGGGGCUGCCGGGGGGCUCCGGGCCUGCCGCCCCAUCCUGGUGGGAUGUGCACCCCAAUGGGGGCUGGCUGGGGGGGCCGGCAGGCACCGAGGGGCUGCAGAGCUCGCUGCAGGGCCAGCCCACCCUCAGUCCCCCUCUGCCCACCUACGGCUCCGAUUUCGGUGCUCUGAAUCCCCCUCCUUACACCAACGCCCCCACGGCACCCCCCACCCCUAAACCCACGCCGGGUGAGACCCCGAAGGGUCCCCGUGGCGGCUCCUUGGGGGGACGCCCAGCGUGCGAUUGUCCCAAUUGCCAGGAGCUGGAGCGGCUCGGAGGCCCGGGGGGGUCGCGGCGGAAGCCGGUGCACAGCUGCCACAUCCCAGGCUGCGGGAAGGUGUACGGCAAAGCCUCGCACCUGAAGGCGCACCUGCGCUGGCACACGGGGGAGAGACCCUUCGUGUGCAACUGGCUCUUCUGCGGGAAGCGCUUCACCCGCUCCGACGAGCUGGAGCGCCAUGUCCGGACCCACACGCGUGAGAAGAAGUUCACCUGCCUGCUGUGCAGCAAGCGCUUCACCCGCAGCGACCACCUCAGCAAGCACCAGAAGACCCACGCCGACCCCGGCCCCCCCAAGCCGCCCCCCGGCGCCGAGCAGGCCCCUGCUUCCCCCCGGCCACCGCCCGCCUCGCCCGGCAAGGACGGCGGCAGUCCCGAAGCUGGGAGUUUGUUGGAGAUUUGA
This is a messenger RNA of Cinclus cinclus, 990 nucleotides long. It is a transcript of the gene SP7, whose product is annotated as Sp7 transcription factor. Gene Ontology annotation, molecular function: RNA polymerase II cis-regulatory region sequence-specific DNA binding; DNA-binding transcription factor activity, RNA polymerase II-specific. Gene Ontology annotation, biological process: regulation of transcription by RNA polymerase II. Lineage: Eukaryota; Metazoa; Chordata; Aves; Passeriformes; Cinclidae. The record is from RefSeq and is a predicted model, not a curated record.